CCCUCGGAUCGGCAAAGCCCGUACAGUCUUGGGGCGUCAUCAACGACAGGAAAAUUCCACUUGAAGGUACCUUGGCCGGGAUGGUCGGGACUGCUAGUGCAGUCUCUUUAUGACAAUUUUUCGCAUGCUAUGCAGAACAACGCCCUCGAGAGUCCAUAUCCCAACUCCCCCACGCGCACUUUCCCAAUUUGCGACUAGUUCUCGUAUCUCUGAAAAUGAGCUGAGAACUAAUGUUGUCGGAGACACGCUGUCGUAUGCGCUUGUCAAUGCAGCACGGCUUAGGCCAAAGGAGGGGCCAAGAGAGACUUCCCGAGAACGAGACUUACGAGAGCCACCACCCACACACAAUGGCCCUGAACAACAUAGUCAAUCAUAUCAGCUAGGGUCGCGUCCUCGAACACCGCUCAAAUAUCCCCAAUUGUCUCCCUUUGAUGCAGACAAACUGCCGGGUCUUAUCCGACACGACCCAUCCGCUGUUUCACUUGUUUCUAACUUCCAUCGCGCCGUACGGCGCUCUGAUCGGGCGGAGGCAUGGGACGCAUAUCAGGCUAUAGCAAUGACACAUCCAAUGGGGUCGAAUCUCUUGCAACCCGAUCUGCUCCACCGUCUUGCUCUGCUCCUUGCCAAGGCACGUCCGAAAACUCGAGAGAAUUUUCUUCGACUCCUCGCCGUUAUAUCUGAGUUGAGAAAUAUGCAAGAAGAGGUUCAUUUAUGGGAAUGGAAUGCACUUAUUCAUCUUGCUGGAAGUGGAUUCCGGAAAGCAGAGUUGGAGGACUUUGACGCGGCACUGAAAAUCGUGGAAGACAUGCAAUCGUCUUUUUCAGGGGAUGAUCAUCGUGACUCAGCACUUACUACGAGACCGGUGUUUCCGAAGGCGAAUUUGGAUGUAUGGACACUUAAUUCCCUCCUUAAUGUAGCCGCUCGGACACGUUCAGCCGACCUCGUCAAGCGUGCCUUGACGUUAUUUGAUGAAUACGGUAUAGACAGGGACCGAAUAACCCACCUCACUCUGAUCAAGCAUUACGGUAACACAGGUGCACUUGAACGCAUACCCCCCACUAUAGAAACCAUGCUUCGUAACGAUAUCAAUCCCGGUAUUGAUGGAAUUAACUCUGUUAUAUGGGCAUAUGGGCGGACAGGAAGGUUGGAGAACGCCGUUUCCAUAUAUCGUGCUUUACAGGGUUCUUUACUUCCAGACGAGAUGGAUUCUCAUCCCAUACUGUGCAUUUCUGGCAUCGAGAAUUGUUUGAACCAGGGUCCGGACAUCAUCACUUUUCGAUGCAUCAUUCAGUGCCUGGCGUAUCAUGGAGACUUCAUUGGCGCCAUAGAGGUAUUCCGUGACAUGUUGACUACGCCCUGCAGGAGACAACCUUGGCGUUCUGGACGGCUGUCCCGCGUCGACGGUGGAACGAAAACAUAUGACGCAACGGCGGACGUCUUUCGGGCAUUGUUCAUUGGUUUCACGCGCCAUGGCGUUGCACCCGUUCAGAAUGCCGUAGAUCGAAUUAUCAGCUAUGGGUUUGCUAAUACAGGUGUUGCAUGGUCGCCCAACAUAUCCAACACUUGGGCAGCCCGAAAGCAAAGGAAGAGAUUUGGUCGAAGGCAACUCGAACUCGCUCGCUCCACCACCGCUACUACACACCCCGAAGCAGCAACAUGGACUUCAGAAGAUCUGAAUUUAAUAUUCUCACAUUUCCUCGAAAUGCUUCCUUCCAAUACUCCCCUUUCCCCAGACUCAUCCUCGCCUCCCAACCCCCCCAUCAACCCAGACAUCAUAUAUUUGUGUCUUGUUGCAUUUGCGCGAACAUCACAUAAUGACCGGGAGGUCAUGCGGGCUGCUUGGCAGGAUAUCUCGCGCGCGUUCGGAUGGAUUGAAGGAGAACAACUCGAUGGUACCGAAAUGCACGAUUUUGUGUAA
Cantharellus anzutake is the source of this 1918-nucleotide messenger RNA. RefSeq lists its product as uncharacterized. NCBI's taxonomy places the organism in Eukaryota, Fungi, Basidiomycota, Agaricomycetes, Cantharellales, Hydnaceae. The transcript is spliced from 3 exons. Gene Ontology annotation, molecular function: protein binding. Bases 110 to 1918 code for a protein of 602 amino acids. The record is from RefSeq and is a predicted model, not a curated record.